Molecule: messenger RNA, 1106 nt
Organism: Fusarium odoratissimum NRRL 54006
Lineage: Eukaryota; Fungi; Ascomycota; Sordariomycetes; Hypocreales; Nectriaceae
Product: TdcF protein
Exons: 3
Coding region: 7-519 (170 amino acids)
Cellular component (GO): cytosol; mitochondrion
Molecular function (GO): deaminase activity
Source: RefSeq, a predicted model, not a curated record
GUCAUCAUGACGUUGGCUACCCGUCGCAUUGCUCCGGUCUUGUCCAUCCUACGGCCAGCAGCCCAUAUACCUCAAAUCAACAUACAACCAAGAACUAUCAACUACGUUCAUAGUCGCACAUUCUCGACCUCGAUUCCAUAUUACGCAGCUAUGGAGCACGUAUUCUCUCCAAAGGCAGUCGCUCCUAUUGGGCCAUACACUCAGGCCAUCAAAGCCAACGGCAUGGUCUUCCUCUCGGGCCAAAUCCCCGCCAACUCACAGGCUAGGCUCAUAGAAGGGACCAUUGCUGAGAAGACGCACAAGAUGUGUCAGAACGCAAAGGCUGUUCUGGAAGCAGCAGGUUCCAGUCUUGACAAGGCUGUUAGGGUAACGGUUUACUUUCAAAAUAUGGAUGAUAUGAAGGAAAUGAACGAGGUUUAUGCCGAGUAUUUUCCACACAAGCCUGCUAGAAGUGCAUGCGAAUCCCCGAGACUCCCUGCUGAUGCAAGCAUGGAGAUGGAUAUCAUUGCGUUGGAAUAGACUUUCUGGCAUUGGAUAUCUCCAGACUUAUAUGAACUCCUUCUUGAUCCUCAUCAAGAGGUCAAACUGGACAUUUGCUGUAUUCUGUUUGAUCAUUUUCUUCCUAGGUUCCAGACACUCUAUCUGAUGACACAUAAAUCUUGAUAAACCUCACAUAAUGAAACCAACUCUCAGACCAUAGAAGCUUGUCAACAGAAUCAGGUCAGCAGCCUUUCAUCACUUUAGAUGAUAUUCUGGGUAGUACCCUGUGUUUUGAGGCAUGACUUACCAAGUUGAACUUUCUCCGGAAUACACUCCAUCUAGCGUUUCUCCUCUUGUUGUGCAGUAUAUAGCUCUCGCAUUCAUUGUAACUAAUACCUAAAAGGGAAAUAUGACAAUGGUAUUUCGCGGUGAUUCUCUUGCAACCAAGUCAAGAACUCAUUCAUGAUAGUGAUCAAGAGUUUCGUAUUAGACUUCUUUUGAGUGUCCAGUCGGAUAGUCUGGGCUUUGGUCGGCUUCCGCUUCCAUACAAAUCUCAUAAGAGGGUUCCCAAAGGAAAAUAGAGUUCCUGGACCCGUAUCUGGUGUAUUUUGAUGGCCACCUUUUUG